Molecule: messenger RNA, 449 nt
Organism: Etheostoma cragini (Arkansas darter)
Lineage: Eukaryota; Metazoa; Chordata; Actinopteri; Perciformes; Percidae
Gene: cunh15orf40
Product: chromosome unknown C15orf40 homolog
Exons: 3
Cellular component (GO): cytoplasm
Source: RefSeq, a predicted model, not a curated record
CCCUGCCCGGUGCUCAGCGUCUGUUAGCCGGUCUCUCCCGGGGCAGACUGCCUCCCCUGCCCGGUGCUCAGCAGGAAAUAAGAAGUCUCUCCAGAAACAGAAGCGGAGAAAUGCCCCCAAAAAAGAAAGCGCAGGUCAAAGGACCGCCUGGCGCCCGCGGAGCAGCAGCUUCCUGUCCGGUGGGAGGAGACCAAAGCGGAGCUUCUAGUCCGGUGGGAGGAGACCAAAGCGGAGCUUCUAGUCCGGUGGGAGGAGACCAAAGCGGAGCUGUCACCAUAACGGUGCACGCCAAGCCCGGCUCCAAGCACAGCGCCAUCACAGAGGUCUCUGCGGAGGCGGUGGGCGUUGCCAUAGCAGCGCCUCCGACAGACGGAGAGGCGAACACGGAGCUCAUCCGCUUCCUGGCUCAGGUUCUGGACCUGAAGAAAAGUCGCAUAUCUCUGGACAAG